UUGAUUUUAAUAUCAAUCUUCCCGCGAAAACUUGCAGAGAAAGCUCGCCCGGUCACGCAAAGCGGCGGCAAGUUCAUCGAUACGCUGAUCGGACAAUGGAUAAGCCGAACGGGAAGCAAUAUUCCAUUGCAGCAAGCGGAAGAGGAAGCCGAAAGCUCGAACACGCAAGAUGGCAAACAGCAAGUCCUGCAGAAUCAGGAACGCGUGAUUCAAAGUCUGAAACGGAAACUGCGAGAGAGCCAGGAGGUAGAGGCCUCCCUGUCCGCCUCCUUGGAGAUAGAGAUGCGCAACAAGGAGGAAAUUCAGACGAAAGUGAACGCCACUUGGGUGUACAUCGAGAAUAUCACAGAGUAUUUCAAUUACAUCAGAGAGAGCCUUGCCAGCUUUCAGCAGCACCGCACUAAUCUGUCCGACAUGUUCGACAACGUGAUUCUGAAGCAGCAAGAAGCCAUCCAGAAGCUGCAGCGGGACGACGCGAGAUCGAGAGAAGUGGAGAAUUAUGUCGCGCAAUUGAAAAAUAAUUCGCUGCUUCAAGAGGAAAGAUUACAAGAGGCGGUGACGGAGCGGAAUAAAUUGCGGAAGCAAUUAGAAAACUCCGAGUACGAACUGCAGUUGCAGAGAAAUGAAUUGGCGAACGCGCACGCCGAGGAAAAGCUGACGCUCGUCAAAGAGCAGCAACGGAUGGUGCAGGAAUGCGAAAAUUUACAAUCGCGGCUGCAGACGAUCGAGAAGGAGAAAAGUGACAUCGCGAAAUCGGCCACACAAUUAGAAAACAAAUUGCUCCUUCAAGAGGAGAAAAUGCAAGAGGCACUGAUAGAACAAAAUAAAUUAAGAAAACAAGCGGAGAACGCCGAACGUGAAUUUCAUGCGCAGAAAAAUGAAAUAGUGAACGCGCACGCCGAAGAAAAGAAAAUGCUUGUCGAAGAACAACGACAACGGCAAUUAAAAUUGGAAACUUUACAAUCGCGAUUGAACACGUUGGAGCAAGACAAAAACAAUAUUGCGGAAAUGGUCGCGCAAAAAGAUGCGCUUAUUUCGAAACUUCAGAAUGAAAUUUUCAUGCAUAAAAAUCAAAUCGAAGUGAUAACGGCAAAGUAUAACGAGACGUGUACUAAGAGCGACGCAUUAACGGAGAAUCAAAGUAUGCGGGAAAAAGAACUGCUUACAAAAACGGAAAGAAUUCACAAUUUAGAAGCGACGCUAAGCGCAAUGAAGCAAAGGGAAGCAGGUCUCGUCAAUGACGUAAAUAGAAUAGAGAAAAACUUAACCAACGAAAUGGAUUAUUCCAAGAAUCUCGAGAAUAAGCUUUCAAACAUACAGAGAGACUUGCAGCUUGCGCAAAAGCAGAACGCUGAGAUGCAGCAGACAGUAGAAAAAAUUAAGAGCGCCAACGAAUUUACCAAUACCGAGCUUCAGCAGCAGUUGAAGACCCUCCAGAGGGAAAACGAAGAAAUUACAAAACGAGAAAGCACAAGGAUUAAGAGUGCCGAGGUUUUACAUGAAAACACGCGAACCAAGCAUGCCGAAGAAGUGUCGGCUUUAAAGAACAAUUACGAAACAAAAUUGGCCGAGUUGAAAAAGACUGUGGAACAGCUGAACAAGACGAUCGGUGGCGUCAAGAAGGAGAACAACGCGCUGAACAAGUCCUUGAUGGAAAUGAGAGCUGAGAAUGCCAGCUUAAAGAAUAAUUAUGAGUUUAUUAUAGAUCGUAAUAAGGAUCUACAGGGGAAGUUGCUGGAGGCCACGGAAAUGACGCAGAUAAAAUCGAUCGGCGAUCGAAAGCUCACGAGUGAAUCCACGAACACUCUGUACAAUGUCUCUACAUCCAUAAGUUUAAUCGAUAGUGACGAAGAUAAACCGUCGUCGCAAACACUGGAUCCUUUUACAUGUUCAACGCAAAAGAGGCAGACUCAGAACGAGCAAGAAGCGGAAGUUACAUCAGCGGGAAGGAAAUUUUUUAAAUCGCGCCCCGCACAACCGCGUAUUUAUACCAAACGAAGAAAAGACUGAUGAAGAAAUGUACGAAGAGAUUAUUGGUUCCGAUGGAACAUUUUUGGAUUAGAGGAGAGAUUUUCUGUUUAUUUCUUUUAUCGCUAUUACAUAGUUUACUCUAGUUUUCAUCUGAAAUUAAUGCAAAAUACAUUUAUAUAGAAUACGUCAGAUUUUCAUCAAAAAAUUGCAAAUAUGAGUCAAAAGGUGUGUAUUGUAUUCAACGUAUAAUUAAGAUCGAACGAGCAGGUAAGCAGUAACUUCAUACUUAGGGUAACAUAAAUAAAAGCCCUCAUCAUCAGCCUCGCGCUCUCAGAAAAAACGCCUACGCGCCUUCGACACGAAGCAGACGAGAUUAUAGCUAGUGGUGGAAGCGCGCAGAAAACUUAAAUUUAAACGUGAUUCAUCGGUCCGCCAUCCAGCCAAUAAAUGAUCCCCUUUGAAUUGACACGCGAGGCCCAAAUUACGCAAUAUAAUAAAAACCCGCGAAUCCCAACGUUGUUUUGUAACUGAAGGAUAUCGUAUAAGCUUAUACUUUUCAUUCUGGAUGUUACACUCUGCGACUUCUUUAAGAACGUAUCUCUCAUUAUAUGUACAACAAUUUUCUUUUAUAUCAGUUAAUUUGUCAUCAAUCAGUUAAUAAAAUCGUCUAAAGUCAUCGAACUCUGAUAUUCUCUGAGCUGCCUCAGACUCUCGUCCCGUAUUAGUCCACGUAAAUCAACGAUGAACUUUUACAGCCCCGUCCUCGGGAUGCCUAUAACUUUCCAUAUUUUUCUCCGGUUCUAUCUCGCGCGCUCACACGAGAGGCGAGUAUCUGCCGCGAAAUCUGGAUCGCGCAAUAAUAACCCGAGCCAUAUGACAGAGAACUAUUUAAAAGUAGCACGUCCCACUUUCAACGAGGGCGACCGUAAUUUUUUUUCCUUCUGUGUCAGGACCUCGACACGUUGCCUACGCCCCAUACCGAUCUCAGCCACGUGUUGGAAUAUGCAACGUAAUCGGAGGGAGAACAACGCGAGUCGCUUUGUUCGAACGGAUCGGACGAUUCUCGGAUCUGACAUUUCUGUCUCCCAAUAAGGAUCCAUUCAAAUCACUCGGAUUUAAAUCUACCGCGUCACGUAUAAUAUAAAGAAUAUAAGUCCGUCUUUUUUGUUUGUUUCUCGUUUAUUCGUUUCCUUCCAUCAUCUCUCGAUUCAAAUUAUUAAGCUACAAUAUCAUAUGUUAUAUCAUAAUGAAAUAAGAAAUUGGAAAAUCUUUAAACGAUUAAGGCAACUGAUUUUGAAACUCUCGAUGAAAAAAAAACAUUCUCUUUCCGUGAAAUUUUUUGAACAAAUACUAGAGACAUAUAAUUAGCAUCUAAAACCCUUAAUAGUGGCUUUAUUACAUUGGCUCGCUUUAAUAAAAGGUAGCCAACGCAACAACGACACGCUCACGCAAAUGUUUCACGAUCUUGUUUCGGCUUAUUUACCGGAUGCUAUGAUCAUUACUAAGCUGCCCAAUUUUCACAGCAGCUGCGUCUCUCUACGGAUUUCGGAAAACCUAUUUCUUGUUUAACUGAAUAAGCCGCUAAUAUUAGAAUGCCGAAACGUGUGGAAUCACGCACGCUUGCGUCGCGUAUACGGGGUGUCGCGUCCAAUCGUGUGGACAUGGAACAUGGGGGAAAAAAAGUAUCUUCGAUUGCGUCUCGUUUACGGAUCAUUGAACCAACGGGAAAGAAGAUAAGAUAUUGAGA
This is a messenger RNA of Monomorium pharaonis (pharaoh ant), 3718 nucleotides long. Its product is annotated as probable DNA double-strand break repair Rad50 ATPase. The transcript is spliced from 13 exons. Lineage: Eukaryota; Metazoa; Arthropoda; Insecta; Hymenoptera; Formicidae. The record is from RefSeq and is a predicted model, not a curated record. The annotation marks the transcript as partial.